AUGAGGGCCUCCGGUGGGUCUAUCACCACGUCCGUCGCUUCGAAUAAAGGUCAAAGUGGCUUACUACGCUCUCACCUGCUAGAUAGCUAUCCUAGCAGCGACGAAGAAGACGAGGGUAAAAGAUUCGAAGCAGGGCGAAAGACAACUACACAUCAACAAACUCUGGCCAGCAACAAGUCUCGCAAGAAUAAAAAAGCCCGCCAACCCAAGUCCGCCGAGCUCGUGGUGAGUGACACCGAUAGCGUUAGUGAGUCUGAGGCUUGCGGCGCGACAGCUCCACGUCUUCUUCAAAAGGAAUACGUCGGUUUACAAUCGUCCACCCAUCGUCCAAUAUCCUCAGUCCAAAGAAAGAAAGCCGAGCAGGGCAGAGUGCCGCGGUUCCAGAGGAAAGUACUCGGAGACAGUACCCCUGCAACCAUCAAAUCGAAGGCCCCAAUCGUUGCGUCAGCAUACAAGCGGAAGCCUACUGCCAUGAACGAUCAGGCGAUGCGUGGAAGAGGGAAAGAAGUCGCCGAAAAGCCUGCCAGAUCAGUGAUGGUGAAAAAGCAACGGGUACGGAAUGGGCCUUUUGUCGUCGAUUCUGAAACGGAAAGCGAUGGUGGCAGCGACUCUGGGAGCGAGAACAGUAUCGGUGUCGAGGCAGAACAGAGAGGACUUGAGGAGGAUGAAGACGAUGAUGACAACUGGGACGCUAUACCGCCAAUCAAACCUCCUGAGCGAAUGUCUUUGGCCAAGCGUAACGCAGUUUGGACGGCAUCCCAAGCACAUGCUCAGCAAUCAUCCUUGAUGAGGCCUAAAGCAGCCUCGGCGCCCUCUUCGCAACGGACGCCAGCAUUCGACAAGGCCAAGCUAAAGGCCAUGCUCUUAGCCAACAAGAAGAAUCAGCCCAAAUUCCACGCCUCUCCUGGAGAAUCCAGCAAAGGGCAAGCAACAUCGAUUGCUACGAAGAUACCAGCAAAGACUGAUCGAGACUCACUCAAAUCGAAAUCUGAUGCUCAGCCAUCUUCUGCGAGCACCAAGCCAGCCUCGAGGUCUGCAAGACCCGCUGAAGCUUCCCUGAACAAGGCAUCCACCUCUGGUCGCGAAUCCGGGUCGACCCAGAAUCUCUCGAAGCAGCAUAUCGACAGCAAGCAUAAUGUGGGAACUUCAGGCGCAAAGCAGCUGCCCAAGUGCAGACCCGUUGAGGAGUCAUCAUUCACGCCGUCACCAAUCGUGGAGCCUCGAACAAGCAUGGUUAUGGGAGGAGUGAAUGUGUUGUCCUCCACGAAGAGGGCAUUGGGUACUUCAGCUCGUAAGCCUCCGGCAACUGCGCCGUUGCCUGCGAAUACUGAGCCGAACUUGCAAGGCCCGGCUCCAAAGAACUCAGUAUACACAACUCUUCAGAAGCCACCGAAAGCUAUCAGCAACGACCAUGAGACUCAAACAGUGAUUCCGAAGACUGGCCUGUCCCCAACGAGACCAAAGGCUAUUGAUUCCAUACAGAGCCAGACAGCAGUCGAAGGUAAAGCUCAGAUGUCGAAACUGAAGACGGUCGCUGCACCAAAGGCAUCAGCGUCGGUCGUGGUUCCUUCAAGAUCGAACACCGUCCUUGCGACACCAGAAGCCAAGAACGCGGCAGACAGGAAGUCUAAGCAACAUCCAAAUAGCGUUCUUGAAAAGUCAUUUCAUGAUAGCAUGGGCGAUGUGCGCCCGGAAACGUCCGCUACCGAAAUGCAGAGGACAGUUCGAAGACUGCCAGGUAAUCUGGACAAGCCAGGACAUCUCACGGAGCGUGGGAGUACUGUCGCCUCAGUUGUACAACCUUUGGCCAACGACUCAAAAGUUAUUGCGAAGGUUGCCGAGAAAGACCAACAGCAUCAAACUGUUGCUUCAGCCCAGAGCUCAACAUCCUUGCUGACAGACCAGCCUCUUCCGCAUAUUAUGGCAAAGAAGGCUACCUCGACUGUCACACCGCAAAGUCAGCCGAAUGAGCCAGUGAUCGCUCGCGCGGUAGGUACAACCUCUAUUAAAAGCGCGCCGGAUGCCAAUCAGUCAAUCUGCAAAGGUAAGGAGAAACGCGGUGAUGUGCCAGAAAGCGUUGCGCCUUCGGCUAGGCCGGGGAGCCCCGCGGAGGUCUCGAUCCAUCCUCCCAAAGUCGCCCAAAAGGUUCCAGUUAAAGGAAAAGUGGCGAACAUGGACACGACCAGGAAGGCUGCGGAGGUCUCACAUGGUCCGAACGUUGCUGAUCUUCAACCUCCACUUUCGCUGCCAGGUACAUCUACUUCGAUUUUCAACCUGUCUUCUCUACCUGCACCUGCCUCAGAUGCCGAGCCGUAUUUCGAGUACUCUAUCUUCAACAGAAUCUGGUCAGCCGGUGGAGAUGAAUCCUCCAUCAAUGCCACCGAGCUGACUUCAACUCCUUGCACGAACAUCAACGAGGCAAACACCCACGUUGAAACACUGUUCAGCAAUGCACGAGAGCAGUACCAGCAACACUUCUCAGUCCAUUUCAGCGAGUGGACAAAUAAGCCAGACGCUCAUGGAUGCAGCGUGUUCAUCGGCACCUUUGCGUCCAUCGAGUACCCAAGCAAGAAGAGCUGCAUGAAGUUCUGGGUCGAGCGACACACCGUAUCUGCCGAAGCAGGUCGUGCCCCGAAAAAUCUCAAGCACACAAGCUUCGUAGCGAAGACGGUCUAUGUGCUCAGGCUAUUCAGGCUGCUUCCGGCCACUACUGACUCCGAUGGCGAGACUGAAGACACGACCGGCACCACCGCAUCUACUAGGGUGUACCACCAGCUCCCGCGUACAGAGUGCUACACCACUCUCGACGCGGCUAAUCGCGCGGCGAAGAAUCUGCAGAUCGAGAUGAGUCACAAGCCUAACCCGACUAAAUUGGAUGAGGUUUUUCAGACGACAAACCUGGCAGAACUCAACCAGAAAGCCAACGACCUGCGACAGGCAAAGGACGAGGAGAGUAGGUAUUGGAAUAGCAAGUUUCACGGCAGUGGACUGGGUUCAGAGUUCGAACUGUUCGUUGAGAAGGCAGGUUUGUGCGGCCCGAGGAAUUUGUAG
This is a messenger RNA of Parastagonospora nodorum SN15, 3051 nucleotides long. RefSeq lists its product as hypothetical. The transcript has 4 exons. The coding region runs from base 1 to 3051 and encodes 1016 amino acids. Lineage: Eukaryota; Fungi; Ascomycota; Dothideomycetes; Pleosporales; Phaeosphaeriaceae. The record is from RefSeq and is a predicted model, not a curated record.